Mauremys mutica (yellowpond turtle) is the source of this 1732-nucleotide messenger RNA. Its product is annotated as deleted in malignant brain tumors 1 protein-like. The transcript is spliced from 7 exons. The record is from RefSeq and is a predicted model, not a curated record. Lineage: Eukaryota; Metazoa; Chordata; Testudines; Geoemydidae. Gene Ontology annotation, cellular component: membrane. Bases 34 to 1647 code for a protein of 537 amino acids.
GGGGCCACGCAGCUCACAGCGAGGUCUCUGGAUAUGGCUCCGAGGGACUGGGGGGCCGGGAACACAGCGCUGCUUGUCCUUCUGGGCUGGCUUGGGGGUUUGAGCGUUUCAGAGCACGCUCAGCUCCGGCUGGUGAAUGGCUCGAGUCGUUGUUCUGGGAGAGUCGAGGUGCUUCAUAACCAGCAGUGGGGAACCGUGUGUGAUGAGGGCUGGGACUUACAGGAUGCUGGAGUCGUGUGCAGGCAGCUGGGCUGUGGGACAGCGUUAUCAGCCCCAGGGCUGGCUGAGUUUGGAGAAGGGUCUGACCCCAUCUGGCUGGCUGAGGUUAACUGCACAGGGACAGAAGCUGCCCUCUCUGAAUGCAGAACUAGUCCUUGGGGUGGCAAGAACUGUACCCACAGAAAAGAUGCCGGUGUUGACUGCUCAGGUUUGACCAUUUCAGAACACACCCAGCUCCGCCUGGUGAACGGCCCAAGUCGCUGUGCUGGCCGAGUCGAGGUGCUUCAUGACCAGCAAUGGGGAGCCGUGUGUAAUCACAGCUGGGAUAUUAAUGAUGCCAAAGUCGUGUGCAGGCAGCUGGCAUGUGGGGCAGUGUUAUCAGUCCCAGACAAAGCUUGGUUUGGAGAAGGGUCUCACCCCAUCUGGCUGGAUGAGAUUAACUGCACAGGAACAGAAGCUUCCCUCACCGAGUGCAGAGCUAGACUUUGGGGAGACCAUAACUGUACUCAUGAAGAAGAUGCCAGUGUUGUGUGCUCAGAGCAGUCCCAGCUCCGGCUGGUGAACAGCCAGAGUCGCUGCACAGGAAGAGUCGAAGUGCUUCAUAACCAGCAAUGGGGAAUCGUGUGUGAUCACAGCUGGGACCUACGUGAUGCCGGAGUCGUGUGCAGGCAGCUGGGCUGCGGGACGGCAUUGUCAGCCCCAGGAAGAGCGCCGUUUGGACAAAGCUCUGACCCCAUCUGGCUGAAUGAUGUCCACUGCACAGGGACAGAGGUGGACAUCACCGAAUGCAGGGCCAAGCCCUGGGGAGUCCAUAACUGCACCCAUGAAGAAAUUGCCGGUGUGGUGUGCUCAGGUUUAUCUAUUUCAGAGCCUGCUCAGCUCCAGCUGGUGAAUGGCCCACAUCGCUGUGCAGGGAGAGUCGAGGUGUUCCUGAGCCAGCAGUGGGGAACUGUGUGUGAUGAUGACUGGGACUUUCUUGAUGCCAGAGUUGUGUGCAAGCAGCUGGGCUGUGGGAUGGCGUCAUUAGCGCCACAUGACGCUCACUUUGGACGAGGAUCUCACCUUAUCUGGCUGGAUCAGGUUAACUGCACAGGGACAGAAGCUGCCCUCUCCGAAUGCAGGGCUAGGCCUUGGGGAGUGCAUGACUGUAACCAUGCAGAAGAUGCCAGUGUUGUGUGCUCAGAGCCUGGUAUGUCCCUUGGUGUCUGGCUUCUCCGCUCUGCCCUGGUUCUGCUCCUGCUGGUGUCUGCCCCAAUCAUCACCUGCAUCCUGGAGAAAGGAGCCCCCACCCUCCCUGAGCCCCUGAGAACUGGCAAUGGCAGCAAGGGACAGCCUGGAGAGGACCCAGCGAUGGGAGAGGAGUCGGUUAUAUACGCCAAUGUCCCAAGUCUUUUGGGUACCCAGAGACCUCAGCGAGAGAUGUACUGACUAGGAGGAUGCCAGCAGCACAGGGCUGCGGGGAAGCCUGGCCUGGAUUGGGGAGAUGGCAGCUUAACCUCCUAGUGUCCAAACG